AUGGCUUCCGUCGAACAUCAAUACAAAUUCAACAUCUCCAUGAGCUGCGGCGGCUGCUCCGGCGCCGUCGAGCGCGUCCUCAAGAAACUCGACGGAGUAAAAUCCUACACCGUCAACUUGGAAUCGCAAACAGCCACCGUCGUCGCGGACCCUUCGCUCGAAUACGACACUGUGCUAAGCACCAUCAAGAAGACUGGCAAGACUGUGAAUAGCGGCGAGGCGGAUGGCGAGCCGAAGGAUGUUUGA
Messenger RNA from Paracoccidioides brasiliensis Pb18, 246 nucleotides. Its product is annotated as copper metallochaperone ATX1. Gene Ontology annotation, cellular component: cytosol. Bases 1 to 246 code for a protein of 81 amino acids. The transcript has 2 exons. Gene Ontology annotation, molecular function: metal ion binding; copper chaperone activity. Gene Ontology annotation, biological process: copper ion transport. The record is from RefSeq and is a predicted model, not a curated record.